GUGGUUAAGUGAACACUAUAGCGUUUUAUUAACCAAUAGGACGUAUGAGUGGCACACGAACUCUUUCUGGGCGUUAAAUUACAAUCUGACCACGUCUCUUAGCCCACUAAGCCACGACUUUUCGUCAAAAUAUCUUGGAUAAAAAAUAUUUAAAUAUUUAACAUAUGAAAAUAAACGUUGCUCGGCACGUAGGCGUGUUAUUACUACUCACUUGUUGCUCUUACACAAUAUCAUAAGAUAACGCCCAAAACAAAAGUUAAGUAGAAAUUUCUUCAUUUCGGUUUCUGUUAAUUUGUCGUUUCAGUCAGUGAGCAUACAACCAGACGUUUCUCAGUGAUUCGUGUUUCUUCAUGCAUCAAAUAUAUAUAGUUCAUUUCAGUAACUAUUUUUACCGUAAAUAAACUCAUAGUUUUUUAAUUUUUUUUGUGUAAUUUGUGAGUGACAAAUAAAAAUAGAUAUUAAGGAAAACUUGAGGAUUAUACUAGUGAAAUUUUUUCAAGUUUUUCAUUAUUGGUUCUUAGAAAUUAAUGGAUCCAAUAGUAUUAGAAAACAACAAUGGUAUCGGACAGCAGCAACAGCAACAACAGCAAUAUGGUGAAGUAAAUCAGCUUGGCGGUGUAUUCGUUAACGGCAGACCUUUACCGAAUGCUGUGAGACUUAGGAUCGUUGAAUUGGCACAGCUCGGAAUCCGACCCUGUGACAUUUCUCGUCAAUUGCGCGUUAGUCACGGAUGCGUUAGUAAAAUUCUAGCUCGUUACCAUGAAACAGGAAGUAUUUUACCCGGUGCGAUCGGUGGGAGUAAGCCCCGUGUAACGACACCAAAAGUUGUUCAAUACAUAAAACAAUUAAAGUUAAAAGAUCCCGGAAUAUUUGCUUGGGAAAUAAGAGAUCGGCUACUUUCCGAUGGUGUUUGUGAUAAAUACAACGUACCGUCGGUUUCAAGUAUCUCAAGAAUAUUAAGGAAUAAAGUAGGAGCUAAUUCAAGUGCUCUUCACCAUCAUCCUCAUCAUCCGGCUCAUCAUCACCAUCAUCACCACAUAUAUGCCGCGGCUGCUGCAGCUGGGGCAGCUUUAUGUCCAGUACCGUAUCCACCGUCGCCUUACCAUCAACCACCUUCUGCAGUCACUCAUCAUCAUCACCAUCAUCAUCAUCAGAGUGAAAGAUUAGGAAACCGAGUGUUUGGUUCAAUCGGAAGUGGACUCGUGGUGACUGGGCUCAGAUCUUAUGCUCUAGGAGACCAAGCAAUCGAAUCACAAAACAUAUCUUGAUUAAUUUUUUAAGCCCGCCUACGGAAUGUCUUCAAAAUGAGCUGGCAAGGAGGAGCGAAGAAAUUUUUAAGUGAUAUUCCAAAUUGUCCGUGAAAAUAUUUUGUCUAUUGAAAAAUUGGUGAACAAAAAUUUGAAAAAACUAAACGUCAUCACCCAACUUAUGUAUUAAUGGACUCCAAUAACUGGCUGACGGUAUUUUUAAAAAUUCAAAAGCAAAUUCCGUGAGGAGUUUUUUGGCGGCACUGAAUUGCCAAUAUUGUGACUCUGGAAAAAUUAAUUCCCCGUAGGAAAAUUAAACGUGACACCCACGUGGCAAGCAGACCAGCUGGUGUAUUGAUCAGUUCCGGAUGGAAUAAACUGACGCCAAGUGAUGAGAGAUUUGAUGAGUUUGCUGAUCGAAUAAAGUACCGUGUUUUAUUGAACUCAAGCUGAUUUACGUCAAGUUGAUCUUGUUGGUGUUGGCCCGAUGAUUGAGCAGGAGCUACUUGAGCAACCGCUGGGCUUAAAUCAUCAGGUAUUUUAACGUGAGUUUAACCAGGCCGUUAAAAUUACGCUAGUCAACCAGCUUAAAAUUAAAUUCACCGUAAGAGUAUUUGAGUGAGAGCUAAUAAAACAAAUUUUUUUUUGAUAAAAAUUUAAUUAACUGCUAAGUUAAUGUACAUCAGUUGAGACUCAUUGCUGGAUCUAAUGCGAUGGUUUUCUCUGUAGCAAUCAUAGAGGUUACCAGAUUCAUCUGGAUCCCACUAACCCUUAGAAGAUAGAGCUAGACCUUUUAGUUUUACUGUUGGAUCAAGUCCAAGACGAAAACGCCAGAGCAUGCCGACGAUCAAACAAGUCUAUACUAAGCGACAAAACGCCAUUCGUCAGUUGCUUUUUUUUAAAACAUGAUCACAGUGUAAUUUUGAAAAGUGUAAAAUUAUAGAGAACGACUAGAUCCCAGUGAAGCUCUUGACAGACUGAAAAAAUUUUCAACUCUCAUUACUGUAUAUUUAAUUU
Microplitis mediator is the source of this 2264-nucleotide messenger RNA. RefSeq names its product paired box protein Pax-1. The transcript has 3 exons. The record is from RefSeq and is a predicted model, not a curated record. Gene Ontology annotation, molecular function: RNA polymerase II cis-regulatory region sequence-specific DNA binding; DNA-binding transcription factor activity, RNA polymerase II-specific. NCBI's taxonomy places the organism in Eukaryota, Metazoa, Arthropoda, Insecta, Hymenoptera, Braconidae. The coding region runs from base 528 to 1268 and encodes 246 amino acids. Gene Ontology annotation, biological process: anatomical structure development; regulation of transcription by RNA polymerase II.